Messenger RNA from Penicillium cataractarum, 2700 nucleotides. Its product is annotated as snoRNA-binding rRNA-processing protein PWP2. Gene Ontology annotation, cellular component: small-subunit processome; Pwp2p-containing subcomplex of 90S preribosome. NCBI's taxonomy places the organism in Eukaryota, Fungi, Ascomycota, Eurotiomycetes, Eurotiales, Aspergillaceae. Gene Ontology annotation, molecular function: protein binding. Gene Ontology annotation, biological process: maturation of SSU-rRNA from tricistronic rRNA transcript (SSU-rRNA, 5.8S rRNA, LSU-rRNA); ribosomal small subunit assembly. The transcript is spliced from 5 exons. The coding region runs from base 1 to 2700 and encodes 899 amino acids. The record is from RefSeq and is a predicted model, not a curated record.
AUGAAGACAGACUACAAGUUCUCCAAUCUUUUGGGGACGGUCUACCGCAAGGGCAACCUGCUCUUUACUCCCGAUGGCACCUGCUUGCUCUCGCCAGUAGGCAAUCGCGUCUCGGUCUUUGAUCUUGUGCACAACACCUCCUAUACCCUUCCUUUUUCCCACCGCAAGAACAUCGUUCGCCUCGACCUUACGCCGCGAGGAAAUCUUCUACUCACUGUCGACGAGGAUGGUCGAGCUAUCCUGACCAAUUUCCACCGUCGCAUUGCGAUUCACCACUUUACCUUCAAGGGUAAGGUGUCAGCCCUCAAGUUUUCUCCAUCGGGGCGACACUUUGCCGUGGCUGUGGGUAGACGCCUGCAACUCUGGCAGACCCCCUCGAAUCCCGGUACCGAAACCAAUGGCGAGAUCGAGUUCGCUCCCUUCGUUCUACACCGUGACCUCGCUGGACACUUUGACGACAUCCAGAACAUUGAGUGGUCGAGUGACUCCCGGUUCCUACUUACUGCAUCCAAGGACUUGACGGCGCGUGUAUGGAGUCUAGAUCCCGAGGAUGGGUUUGAGCCCACGACCUUGUCUGGGCACAGAUAUGGAGUUGUCUGCGCAUGGUUUGAUGCCAAUCAGGAAUUGAUCUACACAGUCAGUCAGGAUGGUGCACUUUUCCGUUGGGAGUACCUCACGAAGAAGGAUUUCGAAACGGGCGAGGAUAUUGCAUCGGCUCGAUGGAGGAUCACUAAAAAGAACUUCUUCAUGCAAAACGAUGCCAAAGUCAACUGCGCCGCGUUCCACGCGAAAUCCAAUUUGUUGGUUGUUGGCUUCUCCAAUGGCCUGUUUGGGCUUUAUGAUCUACCAGAGUUCAACACAAUUCACCUUCUCAGUGUCUCUCAGAGCAACAUUGAUGUGGUGACGAUCAACCAAUCUGGAGAGUGGCUUGCCUUUGGAUCGUCCAAGUUCGGCCAGUUGCUAGUCUGGGAGUGGCAGUCCGAGUCGUACAUUUUGAAGCAGCAGGGUCAUCUCGACUCCAUGAACUCAAUUUGCUAUUCGCCGGAUGGGCAAAAGAUUGUUACGACUGCCGACGACGGUAAGAUCAAGGUGUGGGAUGUCAAAUCAGGCUUCUGCAUUGUGACAUUCACCGAGCACCAGAGCGGAGUGACCGCUUGUCAGUUUGCUAAGAAGGGUAAUGUCUUGUUCACUGCAUCCCUGGAUGGUUCGAUUCGCGCGUGGGAUUUGAUCCGGUAUCGCAAUUUCCGCACCUUUACUGCGCCCACCCGUCUCUCGUUCUCCUCCUUGGCGGUGGACCCUAGUGGCGAAGUCGUGUGCGCCGGCUCGCUCGACGAUUUCGAUAUUCACGUGUGGUCCGUCCAAACCGGACAAUUGCUCGAUCAGCUCACCGGCCACGAGGCCCCCGUGUCCAGCCUUGCCUUUGCCGGUGAUGGUAACCACCUGGUUAGCGGUAGCUGGGAUCACACAGUCCGAGUUUGGAGCAUCUUCGGCCGCGCCCAGACCAGUGAACCCCUCCAGCUCCAGUCUGACGUUCUGAGCGUCUCUUUCCGACCUGAUGGCUUGCAGAUCGCAGCCUCUACGCUCGAUGGACAGCUAUCCUUCUGGAACGUCUUCGAAGCCAUUCAAGAAGGCGGCCUUGACGGACGUCGUGAUGUCUCUGGCGGUCGGAAACUAUCCGAUAGGCGCACUGCUGCCAAUUCAGCGGGAACCAAGUCCUUCAACCGUAUUACCUACAGUGCCGACGGUAGCUGUAUCCUUGCAGCUGGCAACAGCAAGUAUAUCUGCUUGUACGACGUGACGACCGGAUCGCUUAUCAAGAAGUUCACGGUCUCAGUCAACACGUCUCUGGACGGUACCCAGGAGUUCUUGAACAGCCGAGACCUUACCGAGGCUGGACCACGCGGCCUCCUGGACGAGUCUGGUGAGAUGUCGGACAAGGAAGAUCGCAUCGACCGUUCCCUCCCUGGCGCGCAUCGUGGUGAUCCUGGCGUGCGCAGCGUCCGACCGGAAGUGCGGGUGACGUCGGUUGAUUUCGCCCCAAGUGGUCGCUCUUUCUGUGCGGCCUCCACGGAGGGUCUCCUCAUCUACAGUCUGGACACAGACUUUGUCUUUGAUCCAUUUGAUCUGGACAUUACCAUCACUCCGGCGACCAUUCUAGCCACUCUUGAUGCCGCCAAGGCGGCUGCAGCAUCCAACACCGUUGACGACGAGAACACAUUCCUCAAGGCCAUUAUCAUGGCCUUCCGUCUAAACGAAUCGAAGCUUCUACGUGCUGUGUACGAAGCUAUCCCUCCGUCCGAUAUUCCGCACGUGGUGCGGUCCGUGCCAACUGUCUAUCUGCCCCGCCUGCUUCGCUUUGUCGCACACGCGGCCGAUGAGACCCCUCAUCUCGAAUUCAAUUUGCUGUGGAUCGAGUCUCUAUUCAGCUGCCACGGUCGUUACCUUAAGGACAACUCGGGGACUUUUGCGCCCGAGUUGCGCGCGGUUCAGCGUGCUGUUGACGAGAUUCGGGAGAACCUUAAGCGACUCACGGAGAAGAACGUUUAUGACCUGAACUACCUCCUGUCUAAGCCUGUGCUCGCCGAUAAGAAGCCAUCCACGUCCCUGCUUGCACUGGAUAAUGGUGACGCCGACGAAGUUGACGACCAAAUGGUCGAAGCUGACGACGAUGAUGAAGGUUCAUGGGUCGGUCUGGAAUGA